AUUGAGUAGUUCAAGAUGGCGUUGCGUAGUUGUGUUCAAGUUAUGUGAUGAAAAACUUUUAUGAAGAAAACACUUUUUAAACAUUAUUCGUUUUAAAAAUGGAUUUGCGUUAAUAAAAGUAGUGUUGGUUUCCAACGUAAUUUUACCAAAAUGACCCGAAGCUGUUGCAGCUUCAAGUUGAAUGUGAUAAUAUUAAUUACUGCAGCUUCUGUUUUGACAUUUAUACAUGGGCAUGUGUUAGAGUUUGUUGUGGAGCCAUCAGAUACAGUUGUAGAAUCUGGCCAGUCUGCUGUUCUAGACUGUGUUGCCAAAGCAUCAAGACACCAGGCUACUGUACUUAUACAGUGGCUUGAUGAAGAUGGUUCAAAACUCACUUUUGUAGGUGACCUUUAUAGAUCUCAAUUGACUAAUGGUUCAUUGUACAUAACUAGUGUUAUUGAAGAGCAGAGACUGACUGGCACAUACCAGUGUAUGGCUACCUUACCAAAUGUUGGUUCAAUAGUCAGUAGGACUGCCAAAUUGAAGGUUGCUACUUUGGAUGGUUUCGUCGAAGAACCCAGCGACUUGACAGUAUGGGCCGGCGAAAGAGCCCACCUGUCAUGCUUGGCCAAUGGGGUUCCACCUCCUCGAAUGCGCUGGUUGAAAGAUGAGCGACCGUUACACAUUGACAGACUGCGCAUGACGGUGCUGCCAUCUGGCGCGUUGGAGAUCGACGAAGCGUUGCCGGCUGAUCAAGGCACUUACAGAUGCAACGCAUCAGGCCCUUCGACGUACCUUCUCAGUCGCGCGGCAAUGCUGCGCGUGGAUCCCCCAGAUGAAGAGGGAGCUCUACGCCCUGCGCCUCCUCGGUUUCUUGCCCGUCCGAGGGCGGCUGUCUACAUCGAAGGACAAAACGCAUCUUUGGACUGCGCGGCUGUGGGGAACCCCCGACCCCUGGUCACGUGGCUUAAGGAUGGAUAUCCCAUCGAUAUGAAUGAUUUGGACAGUCGUUUCUCGUUGGUUGGAACAACGAGUUCAUUGAGGAUAACAGUGAUAAAGGAGCAAGACGGUGGUACUUAUCAGUGUCGCGCAGAAAAUAGGGAAGAUAGCUUAGAUGCUUCAGCUUUAAUACAAGUUCAAGUGCCUCCAAGAUUUUUGAAAAAACCCCAAGAUAAAAAUGAAUUUCCCACUAAAGAUGUAGAAUUAGAAUGUAUUGUCUAUGGUGUGCCAGAGCCUAAAAUACAGUGGUACAAAGAUGGAGAAUUGGUUAAAUAUUCAGAGUAUUAUAAACUAGUUAACGGAUAUAACCUGAAAAUAAUGGGGUUGAUGUCUACCGAUUCUGGAAUAUUCCAAUGUUUUGCCACCAAUGAAGCUGGUAAUAUACAGGCAUCUGCAAGUUUAAAAGUCAUCACAGAUAUGCCUAAACGCCGCCCCCAACCGAAAGUGGGCGGAGCGAAGAAGGCUCGCGGAGGCGGAGCCGGUGGAGGUGGCGGGCUUUCGCGCACCGCCUUCACCGCGCUGCGCUCAAGCGACGCAGGGGCAGCGGAACAGGCCGCUUUCGCCAGGUCGGCGUUGAGCGCUGUUGUUGCAUCGUCUGCGCCAUCUACCGACAGUGCUGCUGGUAUUGGAGUUGGAGGCGUACGACCAAAAGGUGCGCCAGGUCCACCCCGCGAUUUAAGGGCGCCAGUUGUGAAGGGGAGGUUUGUCACUCUGAGUUGGAAACCUCCUGAAGAUGAAGCUGAAGGAAUCCUUGGUUAUUCGAUAUACUAUAGACAAGAAGGAAGCGACAGGGAGCGGUACCAAAACACGACGAGAUCCAAACACUCCGAGAUAAACAUCGCGGGUUUACAACCCGGCCGCGUUUACCACUUCCGCGUGGUAGCUAUUGGUGCCAACGGCGUCGCCGGGUCCUCGUCGGACACGUUGACGGUGACCACGCAACCGGAAGAACACGUGGCUGGGGCACCGGCAGCGUUUGUCGCAUACGCCACCAGCCCUAGGUCCAUGAGGGCCGAAUGGAGGACGCCAGAAGUUACCAAUGGCCACAUUAUGCACUAUACUGUUUAUUAUAUGGAAACUACCUCAUCUGUAGAACAUAACAUAGAUACCACGGAGCAUUAUGCAGAUAUAACUGGUUUGAUGCCGUAUACAGAAUACAGCAUAUGGAUGGUAGCUGUCAACGAAAAUGGAGCGGGAGCUGCCACAGAGGAAAAACUGGUACGAACAUACAGUACAACACCAUCUGAUCCGCCUGGUAACAUCACUGCAGAACCUAUGAGUACGAGUGUUGGAGUCCGAUGGGAACCCCCGCCUCCAGAUUCCCAAAACGGCCCGAUACUCGGCUACAAAAUCAAAGUGCGCAAACCUGGUGGAGGUAGUUCCAAAGGUGGCAGUACCACCUAUACGGCCAAGCCAAAUGACAAGCACUUCGUCAUUCCGGACUUGGAGCGCGGAGCGCAGUACCAGGUGAGGAUAUGGGCGAUGAAUGUGAAUGGUACCGGCCCUGGCUCGGAGUGGAUCGACGUGGAGACACUCAAGACUGACGUCAUCGAAGAUAGAGUGCCUGAUAAACCUACCAACCUUAGAGUCCGUCCAACCUACGAUAAGUUAUAUAUAAUGUGGUCACCUCCUGAGAACCAAAGUAUCAAGAUACGAAACUACAUGCUAGGAUGGGGCAAAGGCGUACCUGACAUGUACACCACCCAGUUAGAGGAAAAAGAACGUACUUUUAUUAUUGAAAAAUUAGAUCCGAACUCAGAAUAUGUGAUAAGCCUCCGUGCUAGUAAUCAAAUGGGGGCAGGGCCACCUAUCUAUACAACCAUUCGUACUCAAGAUGAACCGCCCCCUGAGCCUCAAGCCGCACUUUAUCCUCCAAUGGGGCUAAAGGCUCAGGUUGUCGGCACCACGUCAGUCGUUUUGUACUGGACUGAUCCAACGUUGAAACAAAGUCAGUUUGUGAGAGAUAACAGAUAUUACGUUGUUAAAUACGUGGAUGAAAAAACGAAGAAAGCCAAAUAUCAAAAUGCAACGGACCUGAAUGCCCUAGUCGAUGAUUUGAAACCAAACACUUUGUACGAGUUUUCUGUCAAAACUAUAAAAGGGCGAAGAGAAAGUUCGUGGAGUAUGGUAGUUCAGAACCGCACUUGGGAGUUAGCUCCAAACUUGCCACCACGUGAUGUUUCUAUACACUAUAAGGACAAAGACUCUCAAUUUGUUGAGUUGACGUGGCAACCACCUAAAGCUGGAAGAGUAACUGGAUAUGUGAUUCUUUAUACUAACAAUAGAUCGUUACCAGAGCCCGAAUGGAAUGUGUCUGCAGUAAAAGGAGAUGUUCACUCAAUGAUCGUUUAUGACUUAAAACCGUUCACGCAGUACUAUUUCAAAGUUCAAGCAAGAAAUAGCAGAGGUUUAGGCCCUUAUUCUACCGUAGUUAGUUUCAGAACUGGACAAUCUGUUGCCACGCAUGCUUCUGUCCAGGGCCAGCAGUUAGACUCUUCUGGGAUGUUUUCAAACUCGAUGCUGCUAUACACGACUAUAGCCGGUUGCGCACUGGUACUGUUCACUGUGAUUGGAGUUGGCGCGUUCAUCUGUUGUCGGAAGCGCAACGUGGCAGGGGCGCUGUCAUCGCCGGAACGUACCAAGAAAGGAUAUCAGAAGGGCGCACAGGCCGUCAAGCCGCCUGAUUUGUGGAUACAUCAUGACCAGAUGGAGCUUAAGCAGAUGGAAAAGAGGCAUUCGUCGUGUGGGGCGUACGACGGAGCGAGCAGUAGUGGAGCCAUGACUUUACCAAGAAGCGUUGGAGGAAACGACUAUGAUGCACAUGACAACCACAUGAAUUCAUUGGAUAAAAGGAGCUACAUCUCCAGCCAUGGAGGUGAUAAAAGCAAACGGUCCACGAAACCGAAGCCGAUCACCUUGCCAGUUGAUUCAAAACCUCCCAGAGAACCGAUAGUGACGCCCAUAAAUCCAUCAACAAUAAGCCAGUCGAGUACGGAUUCGACGCCUUCGAAUAGACCAUCGUACCCAAGGACGCAGUACUCCAUGCCAAAAGCGCAUGUCUCGCUCGACUCUAAUGGCAGUGUACAGCACCAAGCUACCGAGAAUUUAUAUUCUACACAACCUGUCCAUGGCUCCUUCGAGGGUAGUAGUAUAGCAAGCCAACCUCCGCCAGUGGUGCAUGUGCCUCCUGGCAUGCAAUACGCGCCCGCGAUGGGCGUCAUUGCGGAGAGUCAGGGCGGCAAAAGACUGCCCAACCAGGGGCAUCCGCUGAAGAGCUUCACCGUGCCUGCGCCGCCACCCGUAUCCGCACCAGGUACUCCACCACCCAAACAUAUAGUGCGGCCAUCCUUAUCGCCCUACAAAAAGCUCCCGCUCAUGUCGGCGACAGGCGCCAGCACAGGAACCCCCGGUUCGACGCCAACGUCAAGGAUAAACCCCUCAAAUCCCCCACCACAUACCGCCGAGGAAACGCAGCGGUUAAGGCCUAGCCAUUCUACAGAAGAACUGAACCAGGAGAUGGCCAAUCUGGAAGGGCUGAUGCUCACUCUGAAUGCCAUCACUGCCAAUGAGUUUGAAUGUUGAGUGAGAAAAAUAGAAUGCGUAUGUUAACUUUUGGGUUACGUGGAUUGUAGGCAAAUGGCCAGAGGGGUGUUCUCGUUGGGUCAAUGUCGCAUACCUGUCAACACCUGACUUAAAAUCAAAUAAAUUAACAAAAGUGACAGCACAGUGACCAACGAUGAUAAGAAUCACAAAAAUAAAGUUCCAGUGUAGCAUGCGAAAUUCGAGAACACUCGUCCAGUCUAUAUCCAAGAUCCAUGGUUAGACUUCUAAUUAGAUUUCUGUUCGCAAUGAAAUUGUUUCACAAGUAGAACAAGACAAAUGAAUGAUUGUAUAGCAUGGAACAGCAUGUUCAGCCACUCAAAGGUAAGGCUGUUUGGUACCCAAUAUCUAUUCUUAUAUUAAAUAUAUUCCGUAAUCGCAUCAUAACUCAUUUUUUUUAAAUAUAAUAUGAAAGGGCUUAGUAGAAAAAUACGGUGUAUAGUUCUUUUCACCGUUUUUGGCUGAUACGCCAUUAAUGCCAUACAAAAUAAAUAAGCAAAUCGACUAACUGAACCACGUGCGGAGCUGAAACUCCAUAGGAAAAUUGCACAGUAGGCAAACCAAUCUUGAACGCAGCUGCUUUUGCACACAUGAAUCGGUUAAGAAAGGAGCAUUGCUUUCAUGCACUUUCUCAAAAUGCUUCAACAAUUGAAGGGCUUGGAGCAAAAAAAGGUGUAAGUGCAUCUGCGUUACUUACUGAGAAAAAUGCUUCUAAAGAUUUUUGCUAUUUUAAAAUUCUGCAAAUAACAUAAAUGUAUCUAGACAAAUGGAAUAGAAUCCUAAAUAUCAUUGAAAUGUUUGGUGAACCAGCAAAGUAUAAAAAAAAAUUUGUUUCAUAGAAAAAAGUGAUUUUGAAGCACUUGUACCGGCUUUGCACCAAGAUACCAAUUCAAUCUUAAUCGACUCACAAUAAGACAAAAAAGUGAUGCGAGUUUUAUUUACUGAUUUAAACAAUACUUGUCAAUCAUAGUUUUUAAUCAUUCGUCGUAGUCGGAUAACAGCUCCUCGUCAUCUUCAUCUUCCUCUUCAACGAUGAAUACGGGCUCUGCGCGAGAACUAGGACCAGAUUUCAUGGCUGGUACAGGCAUAUUUUUUUUUGUUGGUCCUUUUUUUUAAAUCUUCAUGUUUCAUGUUUUUAUAGAACUCAUGAUAAACUGGAGGUAUAUAAUCCAAAAGGGUCUGCAGAUGUUUCCAUUUUUCUGUUUUUAUCGGAACUGAGGUACCGUGAAGUGGUGUGAAUGAGUUUUGUAGCGAGUAACGAGUCUGAUGGUCGCCCAGAGGCACGCGACCCAGAAACACAUUUUAUGAAUGGAUAUGAAGCAUCUAAGACUGGUUUGAAUUCAAACGAAAAUGCCUCAUUGCUUUUAUCAUAUUUAAAAUACGCAAUUUCUUUGAAUUUUAUCGGCUUUCCGUCUACAUCUUUCUUAGGAUCUUUCACUAUUUGAUUCAGUUUUUCAAAAGAGAAAAACAUUUAUCUGGUCAUGUUGUGAAUCAUAAUUUUUUUGUUUGAAGCUGCAAUUACUUCCCUCCAGUGGCUUGGAAUAAAAACUUGAGGAAUCUUUUUUUUAUUCUUCUCUAUAAGUGCGAAAUCUCGGUCACAUUCCAUAUAAGUGUGACCUGGUUCCAGGAAUUUGUGGUGAAUUUCUUUAAUAUGGGUGGCCUUUAUUGCAAACAUAAACAGUUUGCAAAUAUUCUUAUUUUUAUUUUGCCCGCCACAUGAGUCACUGUAGGCUAUUAUUUUUGUGAUAUUUGAUGGAAGUGACUUGAAAAAAUGCAGCAAGCAUGAUCCUAUUUCUUGGGAACCUCUACCAGA
Molecule: messenger RNA, 6391 nt
Organism: Acanthoscelides obtectus
Lineage: Eukaryota; Metazoa; Arthropoda; Insecta; Coleoptera; Chrysomelidae
Source: the annotation of a GenBank genome assembly